Linum trigynum is the source of this 345-nucleotide messenger RNA. Lineage: Eukaryota; Viridiplantae; Streptophyta; Magnoliopsida; Malpighiales; Linaceae. The record is from the annotation of a GenBank genome assembly.
AUGUUCUAUGCUAGCUUGAAGCGUGGUCCUGGGUCGAGUCCCUCCUUUUUCACAACUGUGGUGUACAACCAUGAAAUCAAGGUCACAACAUCUCUCUUGGCAGAGACUCUUGACCUUCCUUCUGUCGGAUCGUCUCCUGCCACAAAUGAUGACUUUGCAGCCAUCGGAUUUGACUUUGGCUCGACUAUGGAGUCCCUCGCCCAUGAUAAUGGGAAAUACUAUCCUUCCAUGCUCUCUGCAGGACGUCUGGCAGAUCAAUUCAAAGUGCUCCAUUUCUUUAUCACCAGGAUUCUCCUACCUCGUAGUGGUCUUUCUGUUGAUCUUGUCCAUCCUGCUGAUGCAUAG